Molecule: messenger RNA, 915 nt
Organism: Colletotrichum lupini
Lineage: Eukaryota; Fungi; Ascomycota; Sordariomycetes; Glomerellales; Glomerellaceae
Exons: 1
Coding region: 1-915 (304 amino acids)
Source: RefSeq, a predicted model, not a curated record
AUGGUGAGGCCUGGAAGGCAGCUAGCAAAUGGCGAGAAGAUGGACGUCAAGUCCAACUACACCUUCUCCACCGGAGGUGCGGCUUUUGACGACGGCCUCGAAGAUUCUGGCUCGGUCAUGCAGGUGUACCGCGUCAGGUCGGGCCUUACGCACAUGCAGAGCAAGUCAGAUAAAGAAGUGAAGGCCAAGUACGAGACGCUUCAGUCCAUCUUUGGGCUCGGCCUGGAGCCCGUCUUCACCAUGGACCCCCAUAACCUCGAGGCCACGAACAAGCGUAUAAUCGAGGCCAUCGAGGCCAAGGAGAGUCUGGUGAUUGCUGCUCCAUAUUUCAUCCCGCAGCUCAAGGCACAAGUCUCGCUCGGCAAGCCGGCCGAGAUGCGCGAGAAGCCCUUGCUGGCGAGCGACUUUCAGGACAAGGUGUUUGUCGUGGCUUACGAGAUUGACCGGCAUGGCAAGGCGGCCAAGGCCAUUUGUCUCGUCAAGCCUGACAAGGAGGGCGUGUGUAUGUCGAUGAAUAUACCCAGCAGCAAGGGUCGCGUCUUCUUCAAUCAGCAUCUCAUGGACCUGGAAGAAGGCACCAAGAAAGUGCGAGAGCGGUCUCUGGGUGCCCGUAUCGGCGCUGUCACCGAUCCAUCGUGGGCCCAAGAGGUCCAAGAGGAGGCCAAGGACAACGGUACCGACAAGUCAAAUUUCAUCUACCAGCCCAUUCCGUGCGAGACUUUUUCGACCGAGGCGCGCCUGGCGCGUCUUGCGGCCAAGCUCGACUCGGCUCCCGUCGACGACCCCUCGAUCAUCAAGGAGAUCAUUGCCGAAGUCGAGGGCCUGGCGCUGGGCCAUGAAGCGACUGCGGCCAACCAUGGGAUCAUUCAACUUCUCUGCGUCGACGAGCCGUUUGAGCCGCCCUCACCAUGGUGA